Molecule: messenger RNA, 6402 nt
Organism: Pleuronectes platessa (European plaice)
Lineage: Eukaryota; Metazoa; Chordata; Actinopteri; Pleuronectiformes; Pleuronectidae
Gene: myo1d
Product: myosin 1D
Exons: 22
Coding region: 261-3275 (1004 amino acids)
Biological process (GO): vesicle transport along actin filament; actin filament organization
Cellular component (GO): myosin complex; cytoplasm; microvillus
Molecular function (GO): actin filament binding; microfilament motor activity; ATP binding
Source: RefSeq, a predicted model, not a curated record
AGAAGAAGAAGAAGAACCAGCUCGUGGACACAUGUUGUUGUUGUUGUCUUAUUACAACCGUUGAACUAAACAUGAGUGAAAGGACAGUUUGACUUUUUGACGCACGGAUGGACACGCGCACGGCGGUGCUCGCUGCUCGCUGAAGCCGCCGGUGUCCCCUCUGCUGUCGGCACUUCAAAGCAACCCGGUGCAUUACGUCACUUCUCUUUUGAUCUUUCCUCGGACGUCCCGCGGGCGCCAGUGAGAGUCCAGGUGGAAACAUGGCCGAGCACGAGAGCCUGGAGUUCGGGAAGGCGGACUUCGUGCUGCUGGACAACGUGUCCAUGGAGGAGUUCAUGGGGAACCUCAAACUCAGGUUCGAGAAGGGGCGGAUCUACUCGUACAUCGGAGAGGUGGUGGUCUCCGUCAACCCGUACCGGGCCAUGAACAUCUACGGCCGCGACACCGUGGAGCAGUACAAGGGCCGCGAGCUGUACGAGAGGCCACCGCACCUCUUCGCCAUCGCGGACGCGGCGUACAAAGCCAUGAAGCGGAGGAACAAGGACACGUGUAUCGUCAUCUCAGGGGAAAGUGGAGCCGGAAAGACAGAAGCCAGCAAGUACAUCAUGCAGUACAUAGCUGCCAUCACUAAUCCCAACCAGAGGGCGGAGGUGGAGAGGGUGAAAAACAUGCUGCUCAAAUCCAACUGUGUGCUGGAGGCCUUCGGCAACGCCAAGACCAGCCGCAACGACAACUCCAGCCGCUUCGGCAAAUACAUGGACAUCAACUUUGACUUCAAAGGGGAUCCCAUCGGAGGCCACAUCAACAACUACCUGCUGGAGAAGUCCAGAGUGAUUUUCCAGCAGGCAGGAGAGAGGAGCUUUCACUCCUUCUAUCAGCUGCUCAGAGGAUCUCCAGACUCCCUGCUCCGCUCUCUUCACGUCAAGAAAGACCCGACCGCCUACAACUACAUCAAAGUUGGAGGCCAGAUCAAGUCGAGCAUCAACGACGGCGCUGAUCUCAAAGCUGUGGCCGACGCCAUGAAAGUGAUCGGCUUCACAGGAGACGAGGUUCAGACCGUUUACAAGAUCCUGGCCACCAUCCUACACCUGGGAAAUAUGACCUUCGGCGUGGACGGAGACGUGACCUUGAUCGAGAACCCGAAGCUGGUGUCAGUGAUCAGGGAGCUGCUGUCCACCAAGGAGGAGAACGUGGAGAAGGCCCUGCUGUACCGCACCGUGGCCACCGGGCGGGACGUCAUCGAGAAGCAGCACACGGCGCAGGAGGCCGGCUACGGACGGGACGCUCUGGCCAAGGCCAUGUACGAGCGUCUGUUCUGCUGGAUCGUCGGACGCAUCAAUGACGUGAUCGAGGUGAAGAACUACGACGCCAGAGUCCACGGGAAGAACACGGUCAUCGGGGUCCUGGACAUCUACGGCUUCGAGAUCUUCCAGAACAACAGCUUUGAACAGUUCUGCAUCAACUACUGCAACGAGAAGCUGCAGCAGCUGUUCAUCCAGCUGGUGCUGAAGCAGGAGCAGGAAGAGUAUCAACGAGAAGGAAUCCCCUGGAAACAUAUUGAUUACUUCAAUAACCAGAUCAUCGUGGACUUGGUGGAGCAGCAGCACAAAGGCAUCUUCUCCGUCCUGGACGAGGCUUGUAUGAACGUGGGCAAAGUCACCGACGAGGUUUUCCUCCAAGGCCUCAACGGCAAACUGGGCAAACACGCCCACUUCACCAGUCGCAAGCUCUCGCCCGCCGACAAGACUCUGGAGUUCGACCGGGACUUUCGUAUCAGACACUACGCAGGAGACGUGAUGUACUCUGUGGUGGGUUUCAUUGACAAGAACAAAGACACACUGUUCCAGGAUUUCAAGAGACUGCUCUACAACAGUUCUAACCCGGUGCUGAAGGGGAUGUGGCCCGAGGGCAAGCUGAGCAUCACGGAGGUCACCAAGCGGCCGCUCACCGCCGCCACGCUCUUCAAAAACUCCAUGAUCGCGCUGGUGGAGAACCUGACGUGCAAGGAGCCCUACUACGUCCGCUGCAUCAAGCCCAACGACGUCAAGUCCCCGCUGCUGUUCGAGCAGGAGCGCUGCCGCCACCAGGUGGAGUACCUGGGGCUGCUGGAGAACGUCAGGGUGCGGCGCGCCGGCUUCGCCUACAGGCAGACGUACCCUCGCUUCCUGCAGAGAUACAAGAUGAUCUCGGAGUUCACGUGGCCGAACCACGACCUGCCCUCGGACCAGGAGGCGGUGAAGCGGCUGCUGCAGGGCUGCGGGUUCGACCACGACGUCGCCUACGGCAAAACCAAAGUCUUCAUCCGCACGCCGCGCACCCUCUUCAGCCUCGAGGAGCAGAGGACCGAGAUGGUCGGGAGAAUCGUCCUCUUCCUCCAGAAGGUGUGGAGGGGCACCAUCGCCCGGAUGCGGUACCGGCGGAUGCGGGCGGCCCUCGUCAUCCUUCAGGCUUACCGCCGCUACAAGGUCAGGUCCUACAUCCGCGAGGUCAACCGGCGCUUCAAGAACGUCCGGUCCAUGAAGGACUACGGCCGACACGUCAAGUGGCCGACGCCCCCGAAGGUCCUGCGCAAGUUCGAGGAGUCGCUGAGGAGCAUCUACAACAGGUGGUGGGCAUGGACACUGAUCAAAGGCCUUUCUCCAGAGGAGGUCCUGCGGGUGAGGGCCAAGGUCGCCUGUCUGGAGGCCCUGAAGGGCCACAGGAGCGACUUGGGCCUGCAACGAGCCUGGGAAGGAAACUAUCUGAAGCGAGACAGCCCCGACAGCGCCGCCUCGUUCACGCUCGUCUCCAGCGAGCUGCAGCGGAAAGACAAAUUCAUGAGGGUGCUGUUCUCCUGCAACGUUCGCAAGAUCAACCGUUUCCACAAGUCGGAGGACAGGACUGUGCUCAUCACUGACCGCCACCUGUACAAGAUGGAUCCCCUGAAGCAGUACAAGCCCAUGAAGAGCUUCCCCCUCUACAACGUGACGGGGAUGAGUGUGUCCCCGGGGAAGGACCAGCUGGUUGUCUUCCACACUAAGGACAGCAGGGACCUGGUGGUGUGCCUGCAGGGAGUGGUCCCUGCCAGCGAGAGCCGCAUCGGGGAGCUGGUGGGCACCUUGCUCAGCCACUUCAAGAGUGAGAAGAGGAAGCUGCAGGUGAACGUCUCCAGUCCCAUCCAGUGCAGCAUGAACGGCAGGAAGUGCACCAUCAUCGUGGAGCCCAAGAUCAACCAAUCACAGCCGGACUUCACCAAGAGCCGCUCGGGUUACAUCCUGGCUGUUCCCGGCAACUGAGAUCAGACUGUGACGGCCGACUCCAAAGCAGGCCAGGAUGAUGAAGAUGAUGAUGAUGAUGAUUCACAUCUUAUUCCCUCCUCAUGUUUUCUGCAAAGGAGCUUUGAGGGGAUCGAACCUCAAACAGCAGAGUUGUGUCAAAUUGGACCUGUUUUCUAGAUUUCUAUGCAAUGCAGCGAUGAAAAGGAAGCGUUAGCAUUAUGCUACAUGCUAAAUCUUAUUAGCUAAACAGGUAUAAAAGAUAAUAUGCACUGUCUCUUUAAAAUCCAAAUUUAAAAUGAUUUGCUUUUGUGCAAUAUAGAGUUUAUUGUGAUUGAUUAUUGUGAGUUGAGAUGAGAGGAGAUUAAUCUGCAACUUGCAUCAUAGAUUUAAAAAUCCAAAGGUUGAGCAGGAAUGAAAAAUCCCUGCGGCUCCGGAUCAGAAGUGAAACCCCAGAUAUGAAUGAUUCUUAAAACACCUGCUUUAAUUGAGUUGUGGAUUUUAUUCUAAGGAAUAUUAAUGUUAAUUGACUUAAUGAAUGGAACUGUAACAUCCAAUCUUAGUUUGUUAAAUGUUUACAAUCACGUGAUAACGAGUGAGAAUCAAACAGUAGUUCAGUGACAGGAUGUGUUGAGCACAUCCGCGACAUCGCAAACCUGCGACAAGUACAAAGUGCUAAAAUCUGUUAAUUUAAAAUCCUGCUUCUUAUAAUCUUUACUGAAAUGUCUUUUAUAAUAUUCCCCCCCAAAAAGUGUCUGCACGGCACCUGUACUGCAUCGAGUGCACAACUAAUACUGAGUCAUACUGUAGAGGGACAAUAUGAAGAUUAUAACCAAAGCAUUACAUUCUACAGGAGGCUUCGUGAUCUCUAGAGCCCUGUUCACACGACACAGGUUCAGGAUCAGUCAGAUUCAUGUCCUUGUGUCCUCGUGUCCUUGUGUCCUCGUGUCCUUGUGUCCUUGUGUCCUCCGGUCGCUAAACUAUCUGUGCUUAAAAACAAUAUGAUAUUUUUUCCAAUCAUCGCAGAAAUAUAUACGUUAGCACAGAUGCUGAGGAGAUGAAGACGUCUGACUUCAUUGUGUGAGAUUCAUUGAUUCGUCCCAGUCGCUGCUGCUACAGAGCGCCGGUCGCCUGCUCAUUCAAACUUUACUCAAAGUGGCCAAAUUCAACACUUCACUUCUUUGGGUCCUUUACAACACACACACACACCAAGUUGUGUAGCUGAUGUGUGUGUUUGAUUUCUAGGCGUGUGAGACGCUGAUCUGUGGAAUCAGUAGAAAGAUGAGUCAUUCAGGACUCAGAGGUUCACUUCACUUCGAUGGGGGGGACGGGGGGGGGACUUGUCAGCGCUCUGAUUUCACCCGACUCUUGUGAGAGCGACUCGUUUAUCUUAAUUAGUUUGCUAUUGGCCCUUUGAAGAAGCAAAUCUCUGCUCCACCUCGCGGCUCUGUGGCGAGAUGACCUCGUGCUGUUGUUGGAUGAAGGCUCUUGGUAAUUGGUGCGUCGGAUUAAAGGAAGUGACAUCGGGAGCGUGAAGAGACGCUUUUCACUUGGUGCAGUCUCUGCCUGAACUCGGGGGGGCGGGGGGGGGGGACGAUAACGCUGCCGCUCUACAUAUCCCUCUGCCUGGUGAUCCCCCACAGGGCUCCACUAUGCACCGCUCAUCAUUAGGAUGGAGUCCGUGUCACUCCUCACUCCAGCGCUUCUCUCUCUCUUCUUCUUCUCUCUCUUCUCUCGCGGUGGUAAAACGAGGGGGUUGGUGAACAAAGCCUCGCUCGGCCUUCUCUCCUCCUCGACUCCCUCUGCUUUCCUUUUCCUCCCACUCCCUCCCUCCCUCCUCUUCCUCUUCCCUUCCCCUGUCAGAUCGCUUGGCUCCACGCCCGGCUCGGCCCGACUCCGCCGUCCUGCAGGGCACUGGAGGUUUUUCCUGUUUUCUUUGUUUUUCUGCUGUUGUUGUUUUAUACUUCAGCCGUCCUGUGCCCAGGAGGCGUGCAAAUGGAGAAAGGGAAAAAGCACAAACAACCAGACGAGUCAAACAAUAGGAGGAUCAGGCAGAAACUAAAACCAGGGAGGAAAGAACAAGAUGGAUGAAGCAGAAACGUGGAUCUAAACCCUGUUAAAAUACAUUUUCUUAUUGUUAACAAAUCACGAAACGACCAAAACCUACAAUGUUCUAGUUUAUUUACUCUCCUCGGAAAUAAGAAUCAGGUUUAAUAUAUAUAUUAUAUUAAAUAAUUCUUUAUUCCUCCCUGCAGCCAGUGGCCGGAGGUUCCCUCGAGGGAAUUUCUUCAAGUCAAAGAUGAACUUAGAUUGGUGGUUGAAGGUCAAAGGUUGAAGGUCACGGUUCUUGUGAAGAUGAAAUAUCAGGAACACCCAACGUGUCAAAGGUCAAGUUCACGAGCGUUCACUAAAGACUCUGGAUUAACUGAUUAGAUUUGAGUUGGUCACAGAUCCAGGGUCGAGGUCACGGUGGCCUCACGUGUCUCAGCUUCUGGAACGUGACACAUCUCGUGAUGAAGUGUCUUCAGCCUGGAUCUCCACCGGCCUCUAGUUCAAUAAAUCAAAGCUGUUUCCUAAAGUACCUGCAACUAUCACAGUAACUAGAACAGGAGGUGUUGUAGGGACUAUUUUCUUCAGCGUAUUGAAACAUAUUCGGUGGAAUUUGGUUUUCCUCAUAUUGAUUAUCAGCUUUAAGUGUGAAAAUCCCCGUGGAUCUAAUCAAAAGGACACAAACAGAUCUCAGAUGAGUCUUAACUCUCGGUGCCACUGUGCUCUUCCCUCUGCUGAUCUCUGCAGUGACAGCGUGACGAACACAUUCCUUCACUUUCCAGUGUCCACGUCGGCCAAAGGGUGAAAAGCUCAAAUCCCAUUUUCCUUUCUGUAAUUUAUUCUGUGGCUUUAAGCAAAAAAUCUGUAUAUGUAUGUGCACCGUUCAUUCAGUAUGUGCCUAAAUUUAUGUUAAGUUUAUAUUUUGAAUAUUUGUGUAAUAUUUCACUACUACGUCCCGUAACUAUACUGUAAUAUCCAGACCAAGUCUAAAGGGAACAGUUGUAAUAUUAUUUUGUAUAAAUGCAGAUCAUGCAUUCCACGAUGAUCCGUAAUGAAAAAUAUUUCAUUAAUCAUUAUAUCAAUAAAUUUAUUCGCCUCA